Molecule: messenger RNA, 1724 nt
Organism: Hemibagrus wyckioides
Lineage: Eukaryota; Metazoa; Chordata; Actinopteri; Siluriformes; Bagridae
Exons: 2
Coding region: 370-1125 (251 amino acids)
Source: RefSeq, a predicted model, not a curated record
GGUCACAGUUCCAGCACGACUAGGCAAAGUCAAAGUCAAAGUGAACCUGCAGCUUGUCUUAUCUAUCAGGACUCUGAUAUGAUCAGAGAUACAGGGACACGUGUCUACGUCAAGCACACACGCAGGCAUUGAACUUUGUACAUUGUCGUGUUGUAUGAGGUGAUCUGUACGAGGGACGUAAGAAGUGCAUGCCAAUAGCCAUCACAGCUCUUUAAGUGACUCUGAUAUCAGGCGUAGUGCUUCUACCAGACAACUUAUAAACUAUUUGUUAUUUCUGAGGUCACAGACAAAACAGAACAUUGUUUUAACAUCUCACUUCCUGCCUGCCUUUCCUCAAUUUACAGAUAGCCUCGGUGACUUGGAAAAAUCAUGACGAUUGGCAAAAGCUCCAAGAAGCAAAAGGCUCCUCGGGCUCCUCCUUUCCUUGACCGGGCCAGUGGAUUCUAUGGACGCUUAGAUGAAAUAGAAAUAGAGUUCAGGACAGAGGAGCAGGUCACAGAGAAACAACCGACUGCAAAGCCCGUGUUAGGAGAAAUUAACAGCAACGAGCUUCCAGAUGAUCAGGAGCACUGCAUGUGUGAUUUCAGCGAGGGCAUGAUGGAGGACGACGGGACCACCCUGCUGAAGAGGAAGCCAAGCCGACUGAGCCGGCGCUGGAGCAGGAAAAGCUCCAGAAGAACCAAGUCUGAUAAGCCGUCACUGGAUAUGGACAUCCAGAGCUCUGAGACUCGGACGGCUCCGACCGUCGAGCCGAGCUUGGAUGUGAACUUGGUCACUGAUUCAGGAUCGGUCAUCAGCGCUCCAGAACCUAUGCUGAUCCACUUCUCCAUAAGAGAGGAAGCUGAUGAUCAGAAGCUCAUUACUGAAGGAAAGGAGAGAGAAAAGAAGAUGUCGGAGAAGAUGAGAGAUGUGGAGGAGAAAACAGACGUAGGGAACAUGAAGGUUGUUAAAAGGAACUCUUUUAGGAAUUAUGGCAAGGUUUUGGAUAAAGCCCUCAAAAGAGGAUGGGAGACCUUUGUUGCUAACUUGUACAGUGUGACCCUCUCUCCUGUUUCCUCCUCUGUGUCCACACCAAGCAAGACUGAAAUGGACAAGAAAGCUGCGCUGGCAGAUUUUAGAUUAUAAUAAAUCCAUGAAUGCUGAUAAAAUGCUGAUAUGGUUUAAAUAUGCAUCGUCCAUUGUUAAUUGGCUGAAAAAGUGUUCAUGAAGUAAUUAUUGUUGCAUUUAUUUUUGUAAGCUGUAUUUAUAUUUGAUUUCUCUCCACCAGAAUAAUCUUUGUUACUACAGUGUCUAAAACAGAUCUUGCUUUAGGACGGUUUGUGUUAUAUAACCUGAAAUAGUAAGAUUAACGUCUUGAGAGUGCCUGUGAGGUCGUAGCUGUGGUUCUGACUCAGAACAAGAACGAUCUCACAAAACACAAUGCAAUCAUUUUUAGGACUUGUUAUGAACGUUGUGAAACUGACUGAGCUGAGAACAGUAUUAUGGAGGCAGAGGUCUUUGAUUUGUCUUUGCUAUGGUCAACCUGCAAUGACCACGGGACCAAAACUCCAACACUGGGAGCUCAGUUUUCCUUGGCUUUGAAGUCCAGGACUGAGCCAGCUGACUAACUUAUUUAUAUUGAUCAUAAAACAUUAACAUUUGUAAGGAUUUAAUAAACUUAUCAUAAGAUCAUGACUACAGAGAAAUAAUUAUAAUAUAUUCCUUGUAAAUAAAAAAAAAAACUU